This is a messenger RNA of Parnassius apollo (apollo), 378 nucleotides long. NCBI's taxonomy places the organism in Eukaryota, Metazoa, Arthropoda, Insecta, Lepidoptera, Papilionidae. The record is from the annotation of a GenBank genome assembly.
AUGAGCAGCAGAAAACUAAAAGAAAGUGAAAUAGAGUCGGCUCUGGAGGAAAUGUUUGAGGAUUUAGAUGAACCAGGAUUGCGAUCUUUAGAUAUAAUAACGGCUUCUCCUCAGUUUUCCACGUCGAGUGAUGAAUCGGACCCGCGAUGUUUUGUAAGAUUUGAAAGGGUAUCGUUAUCGCCUAAACCUUCUACGUCGAAUGCAGAACUGCCUAGUAGCGCCUAUCCUGGUACAGUUCAAACUGAAAGGAGACAGGGAAGUGGAUAUGAGAUGGGUAAGGAAAGUGGACGAGAAAUAGGACAGAGAAGGAGAGCUGAAAAAAGUCGGGAUCAAGGAGAUAGUGGAUCAGAGUCAGAAGUCGGAAACAAAUGCUUCUGA